Molecule: messenger RNA, 2398 nt
Organism: Coregonus clupeaformis (lake whitefish)
Lineage: Eukaryota; Metazoa; Chordata; Actinopteri; Salmoniformes; Salmonidae
Product: neurotrophin receptor-interacting factor homolog
Exons: 6
Coding region: 1-1875 (624 amino acids)
Biological process (GO): regulation of transcription by RNA polymerase II
Molecular function (GO): RNA polymerase II cis-regulatory region sequence-specific DNA binding; DNA-binding transcription factor activity
Source: RefSeq, a predicted model, not a curated record
AUGGAGGUGCUAGCGAAUGCAGCUGUGGCAGAGGUCUGUAAACUCGUAGACGACGACUAUGCAGUGUUUCGUUUGGAAAUAACUCAAAGCCAGAAAGAAAACAGGGCAUUGCGGAGGAAACUACAGCUACUGGAACUGAAGGUGGCACGGGAGCGCGCAGAGAGGACAACGCGAGACCGCGUGCUCGCCAGUGUCCCCAGUAGUGUCAAGACCCUCGACCGAUACAGAGGAUUGGCAAGAGGUGAAGGACAUCUCACUGGAGGCUACAGCAGCGUUGUGAAGCCAGCAGGACACAAUACAUGGAGAGAUGACCAACCAAUCACUGUUGAUGAGGAGAGUGGAACCUCAACCCAGCACGUUAUCGUGAUAGAGUCUGCAGAUACAGAGGUUGCAGGUCCUGGAGGAUCAUCUCUGGUCAAGCAGGAGAGAAAUGAAGAAGAUGACCCACAACACAGCAGAGGCAUCCAGACUGGAGCAGCGGCUGAAGUGGCGCCCCCUGUAGCCACGGAGGACCUCGCCAACGUGCCCCAGGCCAGGACCCGACGCAGCAUUACGGAGGAGAAGGGUCCAGAGGUGCUGCUGGUGAAGGAGGAGGGGUGUGAGGAGGGUCUGGGGAACACUGAGGGGGGGACCAUGGUCAUGGAAGAAAACCAGACUACACCUCAUGAACCCACAGAGGAACCAGUUGAGCAGCACAGGACCACACACAGUCUCACUGAGUCAGUAGACAUGGAGGAUGGAAAGCCUGAUCUGCUGCUAGUCAAAGAGGAGACAAUAGAAGACGGACCAGAGAGCAUUGAUCUGCUGAGUGGACUAAAGAUGGGGGAGCAAGGUGGUUGGCUGGAGUCUAACAGAGGAGACUGGGCGGCCAUCUUGGAUUCCCAGACUCAGACUGGUGCAGCCAACAGCCCGGGGGACGACAUCAACGAGCAGGCCAGGACCAGAGGAGACAUAGUGGAGGUCAGUGGAUGGGACAGUGUCCUCAACUCUGGGCUGUGGAACAACACUGUUAACCAGAAACCGACAGUGGAACACAAAACAACAACUGAACUUAGUCUCCAUGACAACAAACUGGCGGAGACCAGGUCGAGGAGUAGAUUUGAUCUGCGGGGACGAGGUGGUGUCCGUAUGCGGCGAGAGAGAACAGACACAGAUUCGGCUAGCGAUGCUCCGUCCUGCUCCUAUAGUUGUGAUUCAGAGAGACUGAUGGCGCCUCAGGUUAAUCCCCCAACAGGUGCUGCCUUCAGCCUGCCUUCUAUAGGAUAUAUCAACUGGAACAUGGACCCUGUGACAACACAGACACUCCCUGGUCUUCAUCCUCCUCACACUCUCCUUAUGUUAAACCAGACCUCAGACAAUGCCAGUGCCUCAACACUAAAUGGCUACACAAGCCCGUUGACAAAUAACAGUAGUAGAGACGGAAUCAGUAAAGGUGGCAGCGCCAAAGAGAAGCGCUUCCCGUGUUCGUUCUGUGGGAUAGCCUUCAGUUUCCCCAAACAGGUGGAGAUCCACCAGAGGGUGCACACGGGGGAGAAACAAUUCGCCUGCCACCUGUGCCGAGCCUGUUUUUCGCAUUCGUUCAGCCUGAAGAGACACCAGAGAGUUCACACAGGGGAGAAACCAUUUAGCUGUACCCAGUGUCACAUGCGCUUCGCCCAGGCUGGUGACCUGAAGAGGCACCAGAGGGUCCACACAGGAGAGAAACCCUACAGCUGCCCCCAGUGUGAGAAGAGGUUCACCCGCCAGGACCAGCUGAAAAUGCACCUGAAGGUCCACAUGGGAGAAAGGCCGUUCGCCUGUAUGCACUGCGGGAAGAGGUUCUCAGAGAGGAGCUUCCUCAGGAUACACCAGCAGAAAAACCAUUCCACUCGAUAGCUUCUGCUGUUUAGAUCAAACCCAGCAUUAAAGACAAAGAUUAAUUUUCAUUGUUGUCAGCAGAAAAGAUCCACAGAUGCAUUUGGAAUAACGAGUGUAACAGAUUUCAGGGUUGAAUAUUCCUGGGUAGAAUAUUGCAACCAGACAUUGUGUGAUAUAUAAGCAUAAAAAGUAUGUUACAUAGUGCUUGUACUGUGUAGGUUAUAUGAUGUUCACAAAUGCCUAUUUCAUUACUUUAUUUUUUACCCAAUAAACUUUUAAUGAGAAAUGAAUGCAGUUCAAGUAGAUUUUUUGUUGACAUAUAUAUGUGUGGUUUUCAUAUGGUGUAUUUAAAACUUUUGAUGUUUAAUAAACACAAUGGGACUUUUCAUUCUAAGACUUUCAUUGAGACUCCCUUUAAUAUGCACACCUGAUCUCAUCCUAUUCUGCACACACACCAGCGCUUUACCAUACACUUACUAAAUACCUACACAUACUACACACACGUCGAAAUAGUUUAGUUGCGUUUUUCUGAGGAAUUUUC